AUGCUGGCAGUCUCGAAACCUCGGCCAGUCAAGCAGCGAGUCCUAAAGCGGCAGCCACCUGGCGGUUGCGGUCAGUCGCUACUCGCAGUGGCACGCAACUGUCGGGAGUGCGGGGAACGGCUGACAGCGCUUGAAGGAGCCUUGCACCUAUGCCCGGCGAUCUUCGAGUGGGCAUUCCCAGCUGAAACCCUGGGCAGCGCACCAAGUGCGGAGGGUCGUUGCCGCUUAGUUCGGCUGGGUGCAAAUGCUCGGAAGGGUGCAGCGGACGCAAAGCUUGUGGAGCUUUGGGAAAACAUCCGCAAAACACAGCUCUCGCACAUCUUGGACCUGCCGUCAGCGGAGCAAUUGGCAAGCAAGAGUGCCAUUAUCUUGCUCGCUUUGCGUGGUAAGGAUGUUCUUGCACUGCUGAGUGCAGAGCGCAUCACGGCAGACAAGCUCGGUCCACCUUCCUUGGCAUCGAGCACGACGCCAGCGAAGCAGAUGUUGCAGAGUCAGAAGACUGAGUCUCUUCUUGGUGUGGCAGUGCUCUGGACACGACGCCGGGAGCGGCGACGGGGCCUGGCAGUCGCGCUGGUGGACUGUGCGCGCCAGCUGCUCGCUCCCAGCAGCCGGGUGGCUUUCUCUCAGCCGACCGAGCUUGGUCAAGCCUUUGCCCAGCAAUAUGUGCGGAGGAUGAGUGACCAGGAAGAGAGCGGCGUCUUGGUCUAUGCGCCUGACUUCCCAGCUUGA
This is a messenger RNA of Symbiodinium sp. CCMP2592, 729 nucleotides long. The record is from the annotation of a GenBank genome assembly. Lineage: Eukaryota; Dinophyceae; Suessiales; Symbiodiniaceae.